Messenger RNA from Perca fluviatilis (European perch), 1501 nucleotides. It is a transcript of the gene fancl, whose product is annotated as FA complementation group L. Gene Ontology annotation, biological process: protein monoubiquitination; interstrand cross-link repair. Lineage: Eukaryota; Metazoa; Chordata; Actinopteri; Perciformes; Percidae. The transcript has 14 exons. Bases 292 to 1404 code for a protein of 370 amino acids. Gene Ontology annotation, molecular function: ubiquitin protein ligase activity. The record is from RefSeq and is a predicted model, not a curated record. Gene Ontology annotation, cellular component: nucleus; Fanconi anaemia nuclear complex.
CGUGACGUCAGCGGUUUUGUUUUUUCAUGGCGGGAUGCGGGGUGGUUUCAACGUCGACUUUGUCCUGACUGCGUCGUGGCUAAAACCGAGUGACUUCUCGUGAUUUAACAGCUUUAAUUGACGUAUCUAAGUUCAAAUGUUUGGUUCAGGCUGCCGAGUUAUUAAAACAAUAAUAAUAAUUAAAAGCGCUGCUAGUCUAUCCUGUCAGGCUUGCUAAAGUUAGCUAAGGAAGCAGUCCUCCUGGUUUGACAGCUGGCUUAAAGUUUGACUAUUGACGUUAAGAUUAGUGCGAUGGAGAGUCCAUUGGUAAGAGACAACCCACUGCUUUUACCUUUCAACAAGGAGAAAACUAUCUACGACGGCUUCAUCACAGUCCAGGAACGGGACUUCAGAUUGAGAAUACUUCUCCCACCAGAUCGCCAAUUUAAACGGGCCAGGCUGCACUGCUGUUGGCAGUUAAAACACCUGUUGCAUGGCUAUGAGCACAUAGUGAAGCAGAGGCUGCAGCAGUCGGCUGAUCUUGUCAGUUUCAUUCUGGAGCUGAAGACCAUCUUGGAAGUGGGUCUGAAGAGCCAUCGGGAGUGCCGCUCCAUCCCUCCUCCACAGUAUUACUCUCAGCUCAUCUCUGAGAUGGAGACCCUUGGGUGGGGCAAGCUGCUCUUCAUAGACACAGAGUUCCGAACGUUGAGACUGAAGGCGGAGGACUCCUGUGGAAGGCAGCACGUUCUCACUAUUAAACUCAAGUCUAAGCACCCUGCAGAGGCUCCUGAAUGCUCAGCUGACCUGCCGGUCCCUCUGGCCAUGACCUGGACUCCACAGAGUACUCUGGACCAGCUCCACAACCAGUUCCUGCUGGUUUUGGAGUCCCUCACCGAGUUUUGGGACGUCCUGGACGAGAUUGACAGUAAGACCUGGAUCCUGGAGCCGGAAAAAGCCAGCCGGUCCGACACUAUGAGGCGGAUCGCCAUCGGAAACAACGUAUCCAUCAAAGUGGAGGUGGAUCCCAGACACCCUAAGAUGCUACCAGAGUGCUGCCUGCUGGGGGCCGAGCAUGUGGUGACUCCGCUGAGGAAUAAGCUGAACGCCAACAUGCACUUGUGGAACCCGGACUGCAGCGUCUUGCACAACCUCCGGGAUGUUUUGGAGAUCGAAUUCCCGUCACCUGCCACCCACGAAAAAUCUAGUUUCAGCGUUGAGUGUGGGAUCUGUUACUCCUAUCGUCUUGAUGCUGCGAUCCCUGAUCAAGUGUGUAAUGACCCUCGCUGUGGCCAGCCCUUCCACCAGGCCUGUCUGUAUGAGUGGCUGCGAGCGCUGCCCUCCAGCAGGCAGAGCUUCAACAUUGUUUUUGGAGAGUGUCCUUACUGCAGCAAGCCUAUUACUGUGAAAAUGGCGGCCCAGAAGUGAUGAGAAGUGGCUUUGUGUUCCUGUCGGCGGCCACCUCGACAUUUGGGAAACGGCUUGAGAGACCAUGCAGAAACUAGCAGACCCCACACACUGGCCA